Pygocentrus nattereri (red-bellied piranha) is the source of this 4262-nucleotide messenger RNA. It is a transcript of the gene lrig1, whose product is annotated as leucine-rich repeats and immunoglobulin-like domains 1. Bases 852 to 3947 code for a protein of 1031 amino acids. NCBI's taxonomy places the organism in Eukaryota, Metazoa, Chordata, Actinopteri, Characiformes, Serrasalmidae. The record is from RefSeq and is a predicted model, not a curated record. Gene Ontology annotation, molecular function: protein binding. The transcript has 18 exons.
CAGAUGGGGCAGAGAAAAAAAGAGAAAGAUCCACCGCUGCGAUCAGGAGUGAGAGGAGGACUGUUAAACGAUCGGAUCUAGAUCUUCUGAUGAGGAGAUUUACCCGGCGGAGAAAGUUUGGACUAACCGCGGCUUCAGCGAAACGGAACGGGGUUUGAACCAGAAACAAGCAAACCAGCGACCGCCCGCAAAGUUUACACCAAAACCCGCCGGCGAGGAACGUCAGCUCUGCGGCAACUCACCUCGGCGUUUUCCUGCGGAGCGAAAAGCUGGGGAAAAGUUGGCGUGGAGCUCCAGCCAUCCCCAUGUCUCUGUUUCGAGUCUGCCGUCACGCUUCGCCGAGAACGAUGUUUCUGGCUUCGUAGUAAAUAAAGCGAACGUUUCCAAGGCGACGCCGACUGUUUUAACGGCUUUAUGCGAUUUUAACGGCUAUUCUGCUGCGUUUGGUCUCUGGAUUGGGAUAAACACACUGCACCGCUGACGGAAAAGAAGCGACUCUCUUUUCUUUGCCAAUCUUUUAAAGGCCAAACUGCCACCAACUUGCACUUUAUCUCGGUCUUAUUAAGGCUGGCUGUGCCUAAAAGUUGUUAGGUUAGCUCGGGAGCUAACGUUGACGUUACGCGAGGCACACAACACAAAACUUUGUGGACUUGAGUGGUGAUUUUAGGACCUAUGUAUUUCCUCACAGUGACCCAAAAGGAUUUAGUCAUGUUUUCGUGCAAACAGACGACUUAAUGUGAGCCAAAUAGCCCUACCUGACUGUCCAGGCAAACAAACAACUCGACGAAGUGAAGUUGAAAAUUUCUUUGAUUUUCCACUGUGGGACCAGUCGCUGCUGACAAAACUACAAAAUGGCGGCGUCCCUGGGUCAGACCGGAUCGGUCUUUCGCUGUGUUUUUUACUUUGUUUUGUGUCUGGAGCUGGUCAGCAGCGACGGCCUGAGUCCGGAAAGGUCCUGUGCUCUUAACUGCACUUGCGCCGGAGAUAGGACGGACUGCAGCGGGCUGAAACUAACCCACAUCCCCUCAGACCUGCCGGAGCACACCGCGUAUCUAAAUCUGAGCCACAACAAGCUGACAGAAGCUGAUAUGGAAAUCCUCUCCAAUCUGCCCAACCUCAGAGAAGUGAGGCUGGACCACAAUGAGCUGACAUCAAUCCCCCUGUUUGGCAACGCCUCAACAGCCAUUGUCACACUCUAUCUGAACUACAACAAAAUCUCCAGUGUGCAGGGCAGUCGGCUACAAAAUCUCAUACGCCUGGAGACUCUGGAUUUGAGUAAUAAUGACAUCAUCGACCUGCGGGAGCACUGCUUUCCUCCUGGCCUUCGCGUCAGAGAGCUGAUCCUGAGCAGUAAUAAGAUUGUGCACCUGGAGUCUGGAGCGUUCAGGAACCUGGCUUUCAGUCUGCAGGUCCUCCGGCUGAGCAGAAACCGCCUCACACAGCUGCCUGUCAAAGGCCUGGAGCUGCCCAAACUCACCCAACUAGAGCUAAGCAGGAACCGGCUGCGUUUGAUCGAGGGCCUGACCUUCCAGGGUCUGUCCAGUCUGGAGGUGUUGAAACUUCAGAGGAACAACAUCAGCAAGCUGACAGACGGAGCGUUCUGGGGCCUGGCCCGCAUGAGGACACUUCAUUUGGACUAUAACAGUCUGAAGGAGGUGAACAGUGGCUCUCUGUAUAGACUGGAGUCUCUCCUGCACCUCCAUCUCUCCAACAACCACAUCUCCAGCUUCAACCCUGAGGGAUGGGGAUUCUGCGAGAGGCUGCGAGAGCUGCACCUGGCCCAUAACAACCUGACAAAGCUGGCCGAGGGCAGUUUUGCCAAGUUAGUAAACCUGCAGACGCUUCGUUUGGGCCACAAUUCGAUCAGCCACAUCUCUGAAGGGGCCUUCAGGGGCCUCGCUGCUCUGCGUCUACUGGAGCUGGACCACAACGACAUUUCUGGAACAAUCGAGGACACCAACGGAGCCUUUGCAGGCCUUGACAACCUCAGAAAGCUAACGCUGUUUGGAAACAGGAUCAAGUCGGUGGCCAAGAGAGCCUUCUCGGGCCUGGAAGCCCUGGAGCACCUGAACCUGGGGGAAAAUGCCAUCCGCUCCAUUCUACCAGAAGCCUUCAGCAAGAUGAAGAACUUGCGCAGCCUUGAAAUCCUGAGCGAUAGUUUCCUGUGUGAUUGCCAGCUCCACUGGUUUCCCGAGUGGGUGGUGACCCGUGGUCUGCAGACGGGCGUUCAGGCUGCAUGUGCGCACCCGGAGAGCCUGAAAGGCAUCAGCAUCUUCCUGGUUCCGCUGCAGAGCUUUGUGUGUGACGACCUGCCCAAGCCCCAGAUCACGGUUCACCCGGUGCCAACGGCAGCGGUGCUGGGGAAGGACGUGCGACUGACCUGCACGGCGGCCAGCAGCAGCAGCUCUCCCAUGACCUUCACGUGGCGCAAAGACCAGGAGACACUUGAUCAGGCUGAGGUGGAGAACUUCGCCCACGUGCGCUCCAGCGAUGGUGGCGUCAUGGAGUACACCACCGUCCUCCACCUCAGACACAUCACCUUUGAGCAAGAGGGGCGCUAUCAGUGCAUCAUCUCCAACCACUUCGGCUCCACCUACUCCAACAAAGCCCGUCUCAGCGUCAGCGUGCUGCCUUCCUUUGUGAAAACACCUCGUGACCUGACCAUCCGGGCGGGCACCAAGGCUCGUCUGGAGUGCGCGGCUAAAGGUUACCCGCCCCCUCAGGUGGCGUGGCAGAAGGACGGUGGCACAGACUUCCCGGCCGCUCGUGAGAGGCGCAUGCAGGUGAUGCCCGAUGACGAUGUCUUCUUCAUCAUGGACGUGAAGCCCGAGGACAUGGGUGUUUACAGCUGCACCGCCAAAAACACAGCUGGGAUGAUCUCAGCCAACGUCACACUCACUGUACUAGAGAUGCCCCACUUGGCGCAAGGUAUGGAGGACCGCAGUGUUGUCGUUGGAGAGACUGUAGCUCUGCAAUGUAAAGCUCUGGGAAGCCCCCCACCCCGCAUCACCUGGCUCCGGGGGGAGGAGCCCCUGCGGCCCAGUGACCGCUACCACUUUACCCCUGGCAACCAGCUGCUAGUGAUCGGCAGCGCCGCCGUGGAGGACGCCGGCCGCUACACCUGCGUCAUGUCCAACCCGCUGGGCACGGAGCGCGCUCACUGCAGGCUGAGUGUGUACCAGCGGCACACUGGUCCCUGCACUCCACCAUCUGGCCCCAGUACUGUCACAGUGGGCAUCAUCGUUAUUGCUGUGGUGACCAGCAUUGUAGUGACCUCACUGGUGUGGGUUUGCAUCAUCUACCAGACAAGGAAGAAGAGCGAAGAGUGCAGCGUUAAUACUGAUGAGACAAUUGUCCCUCCCGAUGUCCCAAGCUACCUGUCCUCACAGGGGACACUGUCCGAGAGGCAGGACAUAUGUAUACGUGUGGAGUCCAGUGGAGGCUCCCAGCCCAGUGGACACAGAGAUAGCAAUGGUGGCUUUGAUGUUCCGGUGGUGUGCACGGACUGCAUGGAAAACAGCACCACCUACUCCAAGCCAUCAGACUACCACCCCCAGGGGAUAGCGUCCCCUUCAGGUCCAGAGUACCAGCAGGCGCAGCCUCCCUCAACCUUCACCAGUCAAAGGACGGGCGAUGCACACUGCAACGGCACACCCAACGGCGUCAGGAGAGACAACCAGCCCGUCUUUCCCAGCAACCAUGACAGGUCAUCGCACAAGAAACACAGCGACAGAAAAGGGUCUUUGGCAAAGAAGACAGGGACAGCAAGCUCUCCGUCAGCGGAUGACAGCUACCAUCAUCCAGCCAAGCCAACGCCCCUCCCCCCUGCCCACAUGGACACUGAAUGUGGUUCUGAGCUCACAAAGACUCUGUUGCCUAAUGGACACACGCACACGGCCAGACCCACCCAGAGUGAGAGCACCCCCCUCAGGCGGGCCAGUGACUAACCCGCCGCCACCCUGGCAAAGACUCUUAUUAUUUUUCUAUCCUCUUUGCACUGCGAACUGCUACCUCAAACUGAGGGGCGCAGAUCGAGCUGGCCCCGUGCGUCUGAAUGCAGAAUCGGGGCGUCCCGGAGUUUGAAGGCGAAGCUUGAACGGGGGACGUUCACACCCCUGUCCGAGCGUUACAGCUGUACAUAGUUUUAAAUCCUCCUCAGGGAGGCUUCGUUCACCAUUCGAAAAUGUGACUUGCAUUUUGAAGCAUGCUAAUGUAGGGAAUACUGUACGAUACAACAGAGUGCUAUAACAUUGGACUUUGAA